Mytilinidion resinicola is the source of this 469-nucleotide messenger RNA. RefSeq lists its product as uncharacterized. The record is from RefSeq and is a predicted model, not a curated record. The transcript has a single exon. Lineage: Eukaryota; Fungi; Ascomycota; Dothideomycetes; Mytilinidiales; Mytilinidiaceae. Bases 37 to 450 code for a protein of 137 amino acids.
CCCGGCCUCACAGUAGAACUCACACUCCAACCAUCCAUGAAAACAUCCCUCAAACACUUCUCGCUUCAAUCCUCCCCUUCCACCUCUUACCCCCCUUUCUCUCCUCUAUCUUCUCGAGCGCUCGUGGCACCAUCAUCCCCCUCUAACUCCCCCAAGCACAUCCACACCCGGCACCACCAACAACAGAUCCCGCGGCAACCACCCCAUCCCCCAUCACCACAUGACUUAAGUCUCGCAUUCCCUACCUCCCCCUCCCUCACCGGCCCCGCAUACGCAUCAUAUAGCCGCAUCAGCCUCCCCAGCGGAUCCCACUACCCGGCCAACCACCCCCCGACUUCACCUUCUCCCACGGCCGCAAUCUCAUAUCAGCUGGCGCGUAGUAUCCCAACACCGCCUUCGCGCUCGUCGAGCGUGAAGAGGACGUUUUUUGAUCUCGAUGCCGUGGUUUGAGCGGAGGCAGGAGGAGAAG